Alternaria rosae is the source of this 1611-nucleotide messenger RNA. RefSeq lists its product as uncharacterized. The transcript is spliced from 2 exons. The record is from RefSeq and is a predicted model, not a curated record. NCBI's taxonomy places the organism in Eukaryota, Fungi, Ascomycota, Dothideomycetes, Pleosporales, Pleosporaceae. Bases 1 to 1611 code for a protein of 536 amino acids.
AUGCCCAAGAAGCACACGCCCUCGUACACCACAGCAAAACCAUCCUACGUCCACCCCUCGCUACAGAGUUCGCGCUCCCCCGCAUCCUCGUCCUCGUCGUCUGAACCCCAAACCGUCAACCAGCGCAUUCAGCAGCUGCGUCGCGAACAGGCUCCAAGAGCAACGCCCGAACAGCGCGAUGAACUCACCUCGGUAGUAAGCAGUCGUACCGUGCCGCCAGAGCUGCGGCGUAUCCUGCACAUACCCGAAGUUAAUGCUCCCAAACCAAAGGCGAAUACAAGGACGCGGCGGGUCAUGGGUGGUGUGAGACCCCCACCAGGCCCCGCGGCGCCUACAAGCUGGCUCCAGACGAGUCGGCAUGCCCCAGCAUACAUGCGAAAGAAGCAGGCGGAGUCAGAGAAGGGCGCCGUGAGGUUUGCCACGCUGGCUAGGGUUACAAACGAGGAAUUAAAGCGCCUACCACCGCCGCGAAGCCUCGUCCACCAAUGUCUCCGGACGUUUGCGCAACAUUGGGAGGAGCUCUCCGAGUACGAACAACAUUACAUACCCUCGCUACCGGUAUCGCUGAAAGAAGCGCUACUAAGCUAUCUUACACUAUACGGACAGAGAGGUUUGGACUUCAAGUCGCUCAAGAUCUUGUUUCAGGAUGAAGAGGGAAUUGGCACAGCUGGGUGGGAGGAAGUCCAAUUCCUCGACCUCAGCGGACUCUUGAGCGAAAGUUUCAAGAUCACCGAUCUUGGGAAAUGCGUCAAGCGUGCCAGUUCGACAACGACUGUAGACCUUGGUGCCCUCCGUUUGACGGACGAUGUCGGCGACUCCUGGGAAGAGGAAAUACAAGAGAGUCCAGCAGCACCCUUGGUACCAGCAAUGAAGCUCCAAACCCCCUACUUCAGCAACCUGAGCAGACUUUCCCUUGCGAAACCUGGGCAAUGGGCUUCAUGGCCCGACUUACUUCGUAUCUCGCCCAACCUCAAUAAGAUCACGCACCUCUCGCUCGCCCACUGGCCCCGGCCUUCGAUGACACCGAACGCGAACACCACAUCCAUGAUCUCAAACCACACGAGCGUAUCACUAGGCGGAUCGCACUUCUACUCCGAUCUCGACGAUGACUGGCACGAAGCUACCAACAUCCUCCGCCGCUUCUCUAAAGACACAUACUCGUUACAAUGGCUCGAUUUGGAAGGCUGCAACUGGCUCAAAGCCCUCACGUCCCAUCCCGGUCGCACGCCAACAGACAUAAACGGAAGAACAGAAGAGUGGAGCACGCAGAAUGGCACCCCAGGCCCAGACUGGAAUGAUGCGUGGCGUCGCAUCAUCUAUGUUAACUUUUUCCAGGGCUGGAUUCCAAGCGACAACCAGAGUUUGCAGAAUAUGCCCGCGGGUAUCGUGCCUGUGCAGUUACUCCGCUGGCUUCGCGAUAACAGAGAAAAGCAGGACGUCACGUGGCGGUUGAACUCUCACGAGACGGGCCAUGCGGUUGCUGAGUGGGUGAACAGAGAGAAAGUGGCCCGACUAGUUGGGAUGGAAAUCCAAGGCAUGCGCAAACGAGGAGAAGGAGCCUGGUGCCAGAUUGACUUUGGAUGGGGAGGCUCUGACGAGAAAGCUGUAUGA